GUACUUCGAGCACAUAUAUUGCCACUUACCAACGUUGCCUUUAACAAAUCUGGUUCUUGCUUUAUCACUGGAAGUUAUGACCGAACAUGCAAACUGUGGGAUACGGCAACAGGAGAAGAGUUACGUUCUCUGGAAGGCCACAGAAAUGUGGUGUAUGCAAUUGCUUUCAAUAAUCCUUAUGGUGACAAGAUUGCUACUGGAUCAUUUGAUAAGACCUGCAAAUUAUGGAGUGUAGACACAGGAAAAUGCUAUUAUACUUUUAGAGGACAUACUGCAGAAAUUGUUUGCUUGUCAUUUAAUCUUCAAAGCACACUAGUUGCAACAGGAAGCAUGGAUACUACGGCUAGACUAUGGGACAUACAGAAUGGAGAAGAAGUAGUCAGAUUAACAGGACAUUCUGCAGAGAUAAUUGCAUUAUCGUUUAACACCACAGGAGACAAAAUAAUCACAGGUUCUUUUGAUCAUACAGUUGCAGUAUGGGAUGUUAGCACGGGCAG
Molecule: messenger RNA, 497 nt
Organism: Notechis scutatus (mainland tiger snake)
Lineage: Eukaryota; Metazoa; Chordata; Lepidosauria; Squamata; Elapidae
Source: RefSeq, a predicted model, not a curated record